This is a messenger RNA of Lotus japonicus, 603 nucleotides long. RefSeq lists its product as uncharacterized. The record is from RefSeq and is a predicted model, not a curated record. The transcript has a single exon. The coding region runs from base 1 to 603 and encodes 200 amino acids. NCBI's taxonomy places the organism in Eukaryota, Viridiplantae, Streptophyta, Magnoliopsida, Fabales, Fabaceae.
AUGUCAGCCGCUGGACGACCUCUCCCCAGCUCCCUCCGCCCACCGCAGCAGAAGGUUCCCAUCACCUUCACGGAAGACGACUACGACACGGACACCGGCGAGGAGGACGAUUUGAUUGUCGUGGAAGCCCUCAUCGCAAACGGUAAGGUACGACGGGUUCUCAUCGACACAGGUAGUUCCGCUGACAUUAUGUUUUAUGAUGCUUAUAAAACCCUAGGCUUAUCUGUGAAAGACCUGAUCCCCUACGACCACGACUUGAUCGGGUUCAUUGGGGACAGAGUUCUGCCCUUAGGAUAUUUUGAUACAUACCUCUCCCUAGGAGACCAUGAUGUUUGCAGGACUGUAAAGGCCCGGUUCUUGGUGGUGAAAUGCCCAACAGCGUACAACGCCAUCAUCGGUAGACCGAGCCUCAAUGUUUACCGGGCCAUUGUCUCCACCCACCACCUGAUGAUGAAGUACCCAUGGGCCGGAAGGGCAGUUUCCGUACGCGGAAACCUAACCAUGACCAGGGGGUGUUAUAACUCCAGCUGCAGGAUGGCACGAGAGGACCGCAAAAGGAAGGAGCCCGACCGCGGGAAAAGAGUCGAAAGCUUCCACCUCUGA